UAUUGAGUAUUUGGUUUCUACUAUUUACAAAAUACAAUAUACAAUACCACCUGCAUUAAAACUUAAAACAUUUUUGCUUUUUCGCUUGAAGAGUUAUUGCCAAUUGCCACAGUAUACUUAUUUAUAUACCAUGCUAAAAGGCAAAGGGCCGAGGACAUUUGAGGAUGUAUGGCCCCUUAUGCGAUGCACGGUACUUAAACUUUUAAAACAGGAAGCUGUUUCUCAAGUUGAAUGGCAGGAUUUAUUCUAUGGCGUUCAUUUGGUCUGCCUUUGGGAUGAUAGAGGAGCAAGUAAAAUAUACGAUAGUCUGAAAAAUGAUAUAGUGGAAUUUAUUGAGCAGGCUCAAAAAAAGGUGCAAAACCAGAGCGGCGAACAGGCCUUACUUAAAACUUACAUUGUUGAAUGGAGAAAAUUUUUUACCCAAAGUAGUUAUUUGCCCCUUCCUUUUCGACAGCUGGAAAUAACUCUCCAAGGACGAUCAUUAUCAUCAGCAAAUAAUGCAUCAAUCAAUCAAAAGAAAUUAAAUAACGAUGAGAGUAUUGUUCGAAAACUAAUGUUAGAUUCUUGGAAUAAAAAUAUAUUUAUUGAUAUCAAAGAUCAUCUCCAAGAAUCUGCAAUGAAAAUAGUUCAUUCUGAACGUAAUGGUGAGGCUUACGAUUGCCAGCUUGUGAUUGGAGUUCGAGAAAGCUAUGUUAACCUUUGUUCAAAUCCCGAGGAUAAACUAGAAAUAUAUAGAGAAUAUUUUGAAGCAGCUUACUUGAAAGCUACCAACAAUUUUUAUAAUAUAAAAGCAAGCGAUCAGCAACAGAGCAAUGGUGUCCAGGCAUUUAUGAAAUAUGCAGAUGCCAAGAUACGAGAAGAAGAAAUACGAGCAAAGCGAUACUUGGAGUCUAGCAGUUUUCACGCUCUGUCUCAAUGCUGUAUAAAAGUUCUUAUUGAAAAUCACUUGAAUACUAUUUUAGCAGAAUGUUCUACACUUAUCAAAAACUAUGAGGUAGAAAAGUUAAAUUUAAUGUUCAGACUACUUGACAGAGUACAAAAUGGAAUAGAACCGAUGCUGCGUGAUUUAGAAAAUCAUAUAGUUACUGCCGGCCUAGCAGAUAUGCUAUCAGUUUCUGAUAUAAUUGUUCAAGAUUCAGAAAAAUAUGUUGAACGUCUAUUAGAGCUUUUUAAAAAGUUUAGUGCCUUGGCUAAAAACGCAUUUAAUAACGAUCCUAGAUUUCUCACAUCACGCGAUAAAGCAUUUAAAACUGUUGUAAAUGAUAUAAGCGUAUUCAAACUCGAGUUGCCAACUAAUGUUAGUAAUAGGGGUAUUAAACAUACAUCUCCUGAGAGCAAGUGUCCAGAACUCCUAGCUAACUAUUGCGAUAUGCUUUUACGUCGAACACCGUUAAGUAAAAGACUAACAACGGAACAGAUUGAUAAGAGCUUAAGAGAUGUGUUACUGCUUCUUAAGUACGUCAAUAACAAAGAUGUAUUCAUGAGAUACCACAAAGUACAUUUGACUAGAAGGCUAAUACUGGGCACAAGUGCAGAUAGCGAAAAGGAAGAGGAUAUCGUAGAAUGGCUUCGUGAAGUCGGAAUGCCUGCAGAUUACGUUAAUAGAUUAGCAAGAAUGUUUCAAGAUAUAAAGGUAAGCGAAGACCUUAAUGCUCUUUUCCGAAUGUCGACAACACGACAUGAUGCGAUCAACAUAAAAAUUUUGAAUGCAGGAGCUUGGGCUAGAUGCUCUGAUCGAGUUUCUGUUAGUCUUCCUUUGGAACUCGAAGAUUAUAUACCUGACGUCGAGGAAUUUUAUAAAAAAAAACAUUCCGGACGAAAAUUACAAUGGUAUCAUCAUAUGAGUAAUGGAACUAUCACAUUUAUCAAUAAAGUCGGAAAAUAUGAUUUGGAAGUAACGACAUUUCAAAUGGCUGUGUUGUUUGCUUGGAAUCAAAGACCUGGUGAUAGAAUAACCUACGAAAAUUUAAGAUUGGCAACAGAAUUACCAGAUCCUGAAUUGAGAAGAACUUUGUGGUCCUUGGUUGCAUUCCCAAAGAUAAAGAAGCAAGUACUUUUCAUGGACCCUGUUACUGUUUCAUCUAAGGAGUACACAGAAAACACUUCGUUUUAUAUUAACCAGGAGUUUUCUGUUACAAAAAAUGGAAAAUUACAACGAAGGGGCAAAAUUAACCUUAUAGGACGUCUUCAACUCAGUACAGAACGCUCUCAACAAGAAGACAAUCAUUCAAUCGUACAACUUAGAAUAUUUCGAACUCAAGAAGCAAUUAUAAAAAUCAUGAAAAUGCGAAAGCGAACGAAGAAUGUUUCAUUACAAGCGGAACUAGUUGAUAUUCUAAAAAACAUGUUCUUACCAUCAAAAAAAAUGAUAAAAGAGCAAUUAGAAUGGUUAAUAGAACAUAAAUAUAUGCGUCGCGAUGAUGAAGACAUUAAUACCUUCCUUUACAUGGCUUGAAUAAAAAAAAUUUGUAAAAUGUUUUAACAUUACUUCCAAAUAAUUUUGUAAAAUAAACGUAUUUUCUGUGUCGAUUUA
Molecule: messenger RNA, 2533 nt
Organism: Eupeodes corollae
Lineage: Eukaryota; Metazoa; Arthropoda; Insecta; Diptera; Syrphidae
Gene: Cul5
Product: cullin-5
Exons: 8
Coding region: 131-2455 (774 amino acids)
Biological process (GO): protein ubiquitination; SCF-dependent proteasomal ubiquitin-dependent protein catabolic process
Cellular component (GO): Cul5-RING ubiquitin ligase complex; SCF ubiquitin ligase complex
Molecular function (GO): ubiquitin protein ligase binding
Source: RefSeq, a predicted model, not a curated record